Oreochromis aureus is the source of this 2259-nucleotide messenger RNA. It is a transcript of the gene ddx18, whose product is annotated as DEAD (Asp-Glu-Ala-Asp) box polypeptide 18. Gene Ontology annotation, molecular function: ATP binding; nucleic acid binding; RNA helicase activity. Bases 77 to 2047 code for a protein of 656 amino acids. Gene Ontology annotation, cellular component: nucleolus. NCBI's taxonomy places the organism in Eukaryota, Metazoa, Chordata, Actinopteri, Cichliformes, Cichlidae. The transcript is spliced from 14 exons. The record is from RefSeq and is a predicted model, not a curated record. Gene Ontology annotation, biological process: maturation of LSU-rRNA from tricistronic rRNA transcript (SSU-rRNA, 5.8S rRNA, LSU-rRNA).
GCUGCCUGUCUCUGCUCCACUGAGGGGUCCUGAGCGUCACUCACAUACACACGUGUGCGCCGUGCUCUCGGUAACCAUGGCGGACCUCCAGAUGAAGCUUCUCCGAAAGAAGAUCCAGAAGCGAAACGAGAAGGACAGAGAGCGCAAAUUGCAGAAGAAGAAGCGGAAAGACGAAGUAACAGGAGAAGAAGGAGAAGAUGUGAGUCUGACGGUGAGCUCAAACGGGCUCCAGGAGGAGGAGGUACCCAGAGAGCCAAAGAAGAAACAGAAAAAGAAGAAGAAUCAGGAGGAGGAAGAGGGACCAGUGGAAGGGACCAGCACAGAGGAAACUCCGAUGAAGAAGAAGAAAGCGAAAAGGAAGCAACUGGCUGAUGAUGCUGAACCUCCAGCCGUGAAAAAGAGCAAAACUGUAAAAGAAGAAGAAGACGAGGGGGAGGAGGACACAGAGGAGGCAGAAGUAGCAGAUGAGAAUGGAGACGCAGCUGCUGACAAACCACAAGAGGAGGAGGAGGAGGAUGAGCCUGAGCUGCCGUGUGGACUCACAGGGGCGUUCGAGGACACAUCGUUUGCCUCUCUCGCCAGUAUAGUGAGCGAGAACACGCUGAAGGGAGUGAAGGGCAUGGGCUUCGAGCACAUGACCGAGAUCCAGCACAAAAGCAUCCGCCCUCUGCUGGAGGGAAGGGAUGUCCUGGCUGCGGCAAAGACGGGCAGCGGUAAAACUCUGGCCUUCCUCAUUCCAUGCAUCGAGCUCAUCUACAAACUCAAGUUCAUGCCCAGGAAUGGCACUGGCGUCAUUAUCCUGUCUCCUACACGCGAGCUGGCCAUGCAGACCUACGGCGUGCUGAAGGAGCUGAUGACACACCAUGUGCACACUUACGGUCUGAUCAUGGGAGGGAGCAACCGCUCAGCUGAGGCCCAGAAGCUCGCCAACGGCGUCAACAUCGUGGUGGCCACACCCGGACGGCUGCUGGACCACCUGCAGAACACGCCCGGCUUCAUGUACAAGAACCUGCAGUGUCUGAUUAUCGACGAGGCCGACCGGAUCCUGGAGGUGGGCUUCGAGGAGGAGCUGAAGCAGAUCAUCAAACUGCUGCCGAAGCGGAGGCAGACGAUGCUGUUUUCAGCCACCCAGACCAGGAAGGUGGAGGACUUGGCUCGCAUCUCCCUGAAGAAGGAGCCCCUGUAUGUCGGGGUGGAUGACAACAAAGACAAGGCCACAGUCGACGGCCUUGAGCAGGGCUAUGUGGUGUGUCCAUCAGAGAAGCGCUUCCUGCUGCUUUUCACCUUCCUGAAGAAGAACCGCAAGAAGAAGCUGAUGGUCUUCUUCUCUUCCUGCAUGUCUGUCAAAUUCCACUAUGAACUGCUCAAUUACAUCGACCUGCCCGUCAUGGCCAUCCACGGCAAACAAAAGCAGACCAAACGUACCACCACCUUCUUCCAGUUCUGCAAUGCCGACUCCGGCAUCCUGCUGUGCACAGACGUGGCAGCUCGAGGGCUGGAUAUCCCAGAGGUGGACUGGAUCGUGCAGUACGACCCUCCAGAUGACCCCAAGGAGUACAUCCACAGGGUGGGCCGAACCGCCAGAGGCAUCGAUGGCCGAGGCCACGCGCUCCUCAUCCUGCGGCCAGAAGAACUCGGCUUCCUGCGGUUUCUCAAACAGGCCAAGGUCCCACUGAGUGAGUUUGAAUUUUCCUGGAGUAAAAUCUCCGACAUCCAGUCUCAGCUGGAGAAACUGAUAGAAAAGAACUACUACCUCCACAAGUCCGCCCAGGAGGCCUACAAGUCCUACGUGAGGGCUUAUGAUUCCCACUCGCUCAAACAGAUCUACAACAUCAACACCCUGAACCUCCCCAUGGUGGCGCUCUCAUUUGGAUUCAAAGUUCCUCCAUAUGUUGAUCUCAACGUGCACAGCGGUAAAGGAGCGAAGCUGCAGAAGCGAGGUGGCGGUGGUGGUUUUGGAUAUCAGAAGUCCAAAAACGUGCAGAAAUCGAAAAUCUUCAAACACGUGAACAAAGGAAAAGGCGACCGGAGGCAGUUCUCCCGCUGAGCCUCGGAUCCUCCCCCUCCUACUUUAAUCCCAUGAACUUCCUGCUUCAGAGCAGUCGGACUAACCCUUCUCCCUCAGACGUCAUUUAUCAGUUUUCAUGCUGAAACAUUGUUUAAAGAUAUUUUUGUAAAUGUUCACAUCUAUUCCCUGUAUUGGCUAUCAAUUGUCCUUUCUUUCUUGUAUUUGCAGCAAAUUAAACCUCUAACAGAUUA